AUGGCUCACUACAGGCAUUUUUAUGGGAAAAGAAAGAAUCAUGCAGACUUGUUUCGUAUCUCUUCGUUUGUUCCUGAAACGCCAAGUUCAGAUAAAACAGCAUGUCAUUAUCUGCUAUCAGCUCCCUUUGUAUCUCUGGGAGGACUUUCACCAUCUGAGAAAGAAAUAGCAAAGAUUUCAGGACCCAUGAAACGACGUUUCUUCCGUAAUCAAGCAGGACCCACCAAUCGCUGUCAAUUUCCGUUCACUUCAUCCUGUGACUUACUAGGAAUUUCACAGAGUGAUAAAGUGAAGCAAGAUGGCCUCCAUAACAGCUUGCUGAAAAUAAUGACUGUGGAUAGCUCUGUGCCUCUGGGGGAAGAAUUCGGGUCCUGGAAAACAGGUGCAGAACUUCUCGAUGAAUCUAGUGCCCAAUCUUUUGCAAAUAUGUGUCCACAAAUUAAACCCAGACCCAGGAUAGUCUCCCACCAAAGAUUGCCCAAUCAAAUGCUUUUUUCUUAUACACAGAAGAUCACAGAAGGCAUGGAACCAGAUGUAACUUUGGACUGUUUGGGCUUUGAAUGGGAACUUCAUCGAAUGUAUUUAUUUAAAUCUCACGUCCUUUCCCAACUUCUUGCUGAAGCAACACAGCAUAGCCUUUCCCCAAGCACAGGAAGCAUAUUGAAAUCUAAAAAAGCAGAAACCCGUUGUUAUAAAUGCUGUCUGCUAGCUGGUCGUAAGCAAGAUAAAUUCUGCCAACAGAAGGAAAAAUUGACAAAAGUCACCAUUGCUCUGGAGAUCAGUGAUCAAGAUGUCACUCGGUUUGCCUUUGCUGUUGCACUCAAGAACAUGUACAAUUCUGAACCAGAAGUGAAUGAAGAAGAUGCUCUAGGAAUUCUGGCUGCAGCAGAAGUGUUACAGUUCCCUAGCCUUUUUCAAAAGUGCAUCCAGGUCAUGAGAAGGAGUAUCUGUCCUACCAAUGUCUGUAGUUAUUAUACUGCAGGCUGCAAGUAUAAACAACCUUCCUUGAUCGCUCUCUGUGAAAGAUGGACUGAGGUAAACCUUGUCCCACAGCUUGGCUCCCAGAUAUGCCUGCGGAACCUGCCACUGGAGCUGCUGCAGAAAGUGCUUAAAUCUCCAAGGUUGUUUACCAUCAAUGAAUUCUACCUCUUGAGAACUGCAUUAUACUGGGUAUUCCUGCAGCAAAAUCCCAAAAUUCAGAUAAUCCCAUCUUAUGAUACUAUCCUCAGAUAUUUUAGCAGUUUACCCAGGACUUGGGCCUUCUUGGAAAGGAAAGAAGGGCAACAAUACAUGGCUAUUUUUCAGUCUCUUCGUUUACAUGGCAUCACUUCAAGUAAACAUCUAGAGGAGCUAUGGAAAAUUAAUUUCUUUCCUUUGCCGUGGCUUACAAGGAUCUUGUCUGAUCACUACCAUGCACUAGAGAAUGGUGGCGAUAUGGCCUUUCAGGCAGACUUUAACACCCAAGCAGUGAGAUUUGGUCUUUUGCUCAGGAAGGAACCAAGAUAUCAUGCAGAGAUAAUUUCCAUUUAUGGAUUCUUCUUUGAGCUAAAAGCAAUAAAACAUGAUGCUUCAGCGUACAGUUUUUACAUGAAAAGAGUCAGACAUGCAGAUCCAAUUAUCUCUUAUUUUACUGCUGACCGCAGUCCUGUCAGUUUACAGAAAGAACGGGAAGUUAAGUAUGAAAUAAAAGCACAGUGCCAAAUAGAUGGAAAGUGGGAAGAAUUCACCACAGAAAGGGUCACUCAAAGCUUUGGAGUUAAGAAACCUUCUUCUAAAAGCCAGAUCUUGAAAGCAAGAAUACCAUCAGUUCCCAUCUAUGUGACAUUUUUGCUUCUUUUCCCACCAUCUUAAAAGAUCACAUCUGUUCUUCCAUCAAUGAACUCCUUCUGACAUCUAGCAAACAGAUAAUUAGAAUUGGAGAUGUUCUGGCAGAUGACUACAGUUUC
Molecule: messenger RNA, 1946 nt
Organism: Pseudonaja textilis
Lineage: Eukaryota; Metazoa; Chordata; Lepidosauria; Squamata; Elapidae
Source: RefSeq, a predicted model, not a curated record